Molecule: messenger RNA, 2703 nt
Organism: Gadus macrocephalus (Pacific cod)
Lineage: Eukaryota; Metazoa; Chordata; Actinopteri; Gadiformes; Gadidae
Product: polypyrimidine tract-binding protein 2-like
Exons: 17
Coding region: 115-1695 (526 amino acids)
Biological process (GO): regulation of RNA splicing; mRNA processing
Cellular component (GO): nucleus
Molecular function (GO): mRNA binding
Source: RefSeq, a predicted model, not a curated record
AACCCUAGGGGGCGAUAGUGAUCCUAUAGACCAGACCUCGUCCUGGUCCAGAGAAGAAGUCCCCCAUCUUGCAGUGGUCGGCCGUUUCGUGAUCUAAAAUACAUAAUCCUUGCAAUGGACGGAGAUGUUGCAGUCGGCGUGAAGAGAGGCUCAGAUGAGCUCAACAUGUACAGCAGCAGCAGCAGCCCCACCUCGAUGACAGCCAACGGCAGCGACAGUAAGAAGCAACGUCUGGAGGAGUCGCCGCCCUCCCGCGUGCUCCACAUCAGGAAGCUGCCCAGCGAGGUGUCGGAGACCGAGGUCAUCGCGCUGGGCCUGCCCUUCGGCAAGGUCACCAACAUCCUCAUGCUCAAGGGGAAGAACCAGGCCUUCCUGGAGCUGGGCACGGAGGAGGCGGCCAUCACCAUGGUCAACUACUACGCCGCCGUCACGCCCCAGGUCAGAAACACCCCGGUCUUCAUCCAGUACUCGAACCACAAGGAACUGAAGACGGACUCUGCGCUGAACCAGCGGGCCCAGGCGGUGCUGCAGGCGGUGUCGGCGGUGCAGGACGGCAGCUCCCCCUCCUCUGACCCCGGGGUGCUGGACCUGGCCCCGCCCCCCAGUCCCGUGCUGCGCAUCAUCAUCGACAACAUGUUCUACCCCGUCACCCUGGACGUGCUGCAGCAGAUCUUCAGUAAGUUUGGGACGGUGAUGAAGAUCAUCACCUUCACCAAGAACAACCAGUUCCAAGCUCUGCUGCAGUUCAGCGACCCCGUCAACGCCCAGCAGGCCAAGCUAUCUCUGGACGGUCAGAACAUCUACAACUCCUGCUGCACCCUGAGGAUCGACUUCAGCAAGCUGGUCAGCCUCAACGUCAAGUACAACAACGACAAGAGCCGUGACUACACCCGGCCUGACCUGCCCUCUGGGGACGGGGACGGCGGCCACAAGGACCACUCCUCCCUCCUGGGGACGCCGUCCGGAGCGCUCGCGUCCUACUCCAGUGGAGGAGGCUACUCGUCUUCUCUCUCCAUGUCGCAGGGCGGAGGAGCCAUUAGCCCCCUCAGCGCCGCCGCCGCCGCCGCCGCAGCAGCUGGGCGUGUUGCCCUGUCCGGGUCAGGGGUGUCCGGAGUCCUGCUGGCUUCCAACCUCAACGACGAGAUGGUCACGCCCCAAAGUCUCUUUACCCUCUUCGGUGUCUAUGGUGACGUGCAGCGCGUGAAGAUCCUGUUCAACAAGAAGGACAGCGCUCUGAUCCAGCUGUCCGACGGGAACCAGGCCCAGCUGGCUAUGAGCCACCUGAAUGGUCAGAAGGUGUUCUCCAAGGUGAUGCGCGUCACGCUGUCCAAGCACCAGACGGUGGCGCUGCCGCGGGAGGGCCUGGACGACCAGCUGCUCACCAAAGAUUUCUCCGGAUCUCCUCUCCACCGCUUCAAGAAGCCAGGAUCCAAGAACUUCCAGAACAUCUUCCCUCCCUCCUCCACCCUGCACCUCUCCAACAUACCGGAGGGCGUGUCCGAGGAGGAUCUCCGUCUCCUGUUCUCCAAUGCUGGAGGAACUGUAAAGGCCUUCAAGUUCUUCCAGGACCACAAGAUGGCGCUGCUCCAGAUGUCUGCGGUGGAAGAGGCCAUCCAGGGGCUCAUGGACCUCCACAACUACGACAUGGGGGCCAACCACCACCUCAAGGUGUCCUUCUCCAAGUCCACCAUCUGACCUGGACCCUAGACCACCAGAGAAGACCCUGAACCACCAGAGAAGACCCCAGAGCAGACCCUAGACCCCAGAGCAGACCCCAGAGCAGACCCCAGAGCAGACCCUAGAGCAGACCCCAGAGCAGACCCUAGACCCCAGAGCAGACCCCAGAGCAGACCCUAGAGCAGACCCCAGAGCAGACCCUAGACCCCAGAGCAGACCCCAGAGCAGACCCUAGAGCAGACCCCAGAGCAGACCCUAAUCCCCAGAGCAGACCCUAGAGCAGACCCUAGACCCCAGAGCAGACCCCAGAGCAGACCCCAGAGUAGACCCCCAGAACAGACCCUAGAGCAGACCCCAGAGCAGACCCCCAGAACAGACCCUAGACCCCAGAGCAGACCCCAGAGCAGACCCCAGAGCAGACCCCAGAGCAGACCCCAGAACAGACCCCAGAGCAGAGCCUAGACCAGACCCUGGACCCCAGAGCAGAGCCUAGACCCCAGAGCAGACCCCAGAGCAGACUCUGGUCUUUCAUUCUGUCUCAUGUCCUUCAACCUGUCUCAUGUCCUUGUACCUGUCUCAUGUCCUGUUGUUUCUAUUGUACCGACAUCACUGAGUAAAACACUUAAAAACACUUCUCCUCUUACAACUACUACUAGUUUAAAACAUUCUUAUUAGUUGUAACUAGAAACAAGCCUACAGGCUCCCAGCUGGGACGCUAUUGGUUGAAUGGUAACAUGUUGUCCUGGUCUGGUCGUGUGAUUGGCUGGGAGCUGUGUGCCCCAAAGUACAUGUGCCUUUUGAGUUUGACCUUUUGUUGGAUCUUUGUCCCUCUGGAAGGAGACUGUUACUGACCUUUAUUUAAAUAAAGUUAGAUUAGAAUUGUAUGUUGCUGUAUAUUUGUCCUCCUCUUUCUCUUUGUUUUGUUACUCCUGCCUCAGCACCACAACUUUCAGAUUAAAAAUGUCUUUUUUUAUCAACCAGUCCGAGUGUGUGAUCUGCUCUUCAAUAAACGACCCCUGCUCUGUC